Messenger RNA from Drepanopeziza brunnea f. sp. 'multigermtubi' MB_m1, 999 nucleotides. RefSeq lists its product as uncharacterized. NCBI's taxonomy places the organism in Eukaryota, Fungi, Ascomycota, Leotiomycetes, Helotiales, Drepanopezizaceae. Gene Ontology annotation, biological process: carbohydrate metabolic process. The record is from RefSeq and is a predicted model, not a curated record. Gene Ontology annotation, molecular function: hydrolase activity, hydrolyzing O-glycosyl compounds.
AUGCUCAACAUCAAGAACAUCGCCGCUGUGACGGCAGUACUGUUGAUCAGUAUCGAUGCUGCAGUCGCUCAGGCUGUAGGCUACAGCACAGGAGGAGAUAAAAGCAUCGACGUGAAGUUCCGCGCUCAUGGCAAAAAAUUCUUUGGUUGUGCAUCUGAUCAGUCGCGUUUGACUGUGGGGAGUACCGGCGAUAUUAUCAAGGCGAAUUUUGGGCAGUUGACGCCGGAGAAUAGUAUGAAGUGGGAUAGUCUUCAAGGUACUCAGGGCCAAUUCGACACGGCAGGCGCCGAUUUUCUAGUUGACUGGGCUGUGGCGAAUAAGAAGCUGGUUCGCGGACAUGCUUUGGUAUGGCAUAUUCAACUCCCUGAGUGGGUAAGCGAUAUGAACGACGCCAAAACGCUCACGACAGUGCUGCAAACACACAUCUCGACGGUUGUGGGCAGAUGGGCGGGGAAGAUUUAUGCUUGGGAUGUGGCCAACGAAAUUUUUAAUGAAGAUGGAACCGUGCGUACAACUACCGUGUGGGGUAAGGUUCUCGGCGACAAUCUAAUGCCUAUCGCUUUCGAGGCCGCCAAAGCUGCCGAUCCAAAUGCAAAGCUCUACAUCAACGACUAUAAUAUGGACAAAUCUGACAGCCCUAAGGCAAUCGCCUUGGCCGCCCGCGUCAAGGAAUGGCUGGCAGCCGGCAUCCCGAUCGACGGCAUCGGCACUCAGGCCCAUCUCUCUGCAGGCACGGGCUCGCAAGUUGCUGGUGCAUUGCAGGUCCUUGCUAGCUCGGGCGUUUCGGAGAUUUCCAUUACGGAGUUGGAUAUAAUCGGGGCUGCUCCUGAUGACUAUGUUGCCGUCACUCAAGCCUGCCUUGAUGAACCUAAAUGCGUCGGUAUCACUGUCUGGGGUGUUCGAGACACGGAUUCUUGGAGACCGGGGAACACCCCGCUGUUAUUUGAUGAGAAAUGGUUGCCAAAGCCAGCUUACGACGCUAUCCUUGGAAUUCUGUAA